Molecule: messenger RNA, 837 nt
Organism: Rosa chinensis
Lineage: Eukaryota; Viridiplantae; Streptophyta; Magnoliopsida; Rosales; Rosaceae
Exons: 2
Coding region: 1-837 (278 amino acids)
Source: RefSeq, a predicted model, not a curated record
AUGGCUGAUGCUCUGGUUGCUAGGUGCCUUUACUCUGGCAAAGGUUAUAUGAUUCCUUUGAAUCAAUGCAUGAGCUACUCUGAGUUGCAUGAAGACAUUUUCCGUACAUUCCAGUUUUUCCCAAGUGAUAUUAUUGAGCUUCAGUAUUCAGUUCCAGUUUUAAAGAUUGGGGGAGGUCUUUUGAGAACUUGUUUGGUGGAUAGUGGUUCGGAAGUUAUUGAUGAAGAUGAUUAUUUGGGUGAUGCAUUCAGGACUGAAGUUCACAAGACGUAUUUGUCUGAUGAGUGGAGUUCUUAUAUUCAUCAUGUUGGGGAUAAGUUUCAUGGUGCUGCUGAUCUCCGUGAGAAGCUCAGGAAGUAUGCAAUUGCAGUUGGUUUCGAGUUUGUAUUCCUGAGAAAUGAUUUGGACCGUAUUGAUGCAGUCUGUGCAAAUGUUGGAACUGAAGGUUGUGAUUGGAAUCUUCGUGCUUUUUCAUCAUCUGCCAAUGGUUGCCUUUAUAUAACAGAGUUGAAUAAUAUUCACACUUGCAAGGGUGUAGUUAGGACUCAAAAGCACAAGCUUUUGGGAUCCAAGGUUGUCAAGACUUGCAUUGCUGCUGAUGUUAGCUUUAAUCUUUCAUUGAAGCCAAGGGAGAUUAUGAGCAAGUUCAAAUCAACAUAUGGGUUUGAUAUUUCCUACAAGGUUGCCUUGAAAGCAAAGCAUCGGGCCAAGGAAGAGAUUUAUGGUUCCGAUGCAGACACGUUCAGCAAGUUAUCUUGGUAUAAGGAAGCUGUUUUGCAGAGUAACCCUGGCUCUUCUUUUGUGUUGGAGGUUGAACCAUCUACAAAUCAUUUUUAG